AGUCAAGUCCCUCCCCCUGCCGAUACGCAUCGUUGUAGACUGAUAUCAAAGAUGGCGACUGGAACCGCGUAAAUUGGUGAUUCCGGAGAGACUUACAUAGGCCUAGCUGCACCAGAAGCCACGGACUGCUAUUGCAGUACCUUCCGGAUAACCCAGCACAUAAUCAGCAAUACGAGUUAGAAGAGGUUCCAAAUGUUGGGAGUUAGAGAGACGAGCAAGCCUGUUGAGGAGAAAAGAGAGAUCAUGGCUUUUGAGGAGAUCAAGAAGAAAGGAGUAGUUGAGGUAGGGAUGGAAGGGGAAGUGGGCCUUGUGGCUGGUCGCAGUCAGAGAGAGAAGAGGAGAUCAUACAAGGACCUGCUCAGAGAGGAGGAGGAGAUUGCUGCACAGGUUCGCAAGUCAUCCAAGAAACGGCCCAAGGACUCAGAACCUUUCUUAUUGGGAGGGGACUCUCACAAGAAGAAGAAAAAGCACAGUGAAGACUACUAUUACAGAGACCAGCAAGGCUCAGGCCCACCUCCCCACAAGAAGAAGCGAAAGUCGUCAGACCACUCCCCUUCCCUGUCCUCCUCGUCUUCCUCCCAUCCCACAGACACAGCCAUGGGGCUCCUACAGGCCAUCACCUCCCCAAUGGCCACCGGCUCAGACCCGAGCCCACACCUGCACAAGAAGCCCUCCUACCCUUCCUUCUCUUCCUCCCACUUCUCCAAAGACCGCAAACGUGAUGGGAGCACCGGAGGAAGCAAAGGCAGCCACUCCUCUCAUUCCCGCCCUAUGUCCUCAUCCUCCUCUCAAAAGCACUCCUCCAAGUCGUCGUCUCUGUUCCAUGGUGGUACCGGUACCCCUAAAGGAGAUCUCCUGAACAUACGUGAGCCGGAUGGGCUGAGGAUGAAGCUCAUGGUCUCGCCUAAGGAGAAGGCCGAAGGAGAGGGCUUUCCCUUCCCUCCCCACUCCUCCUCAUCCUCAAAAGGGGGUAAAAAGGAGAAGGACAGAGACCGGAAACAGCUCUCUAAAGUCCCCAAGAAGAUGCAGCAGAGCCGAGAUCCACUGCCUGUUGUGGGGAAAGAAGUGGAGGUGGAGGGGGUAUGGGGGAGACAGCUCCUCCUCGGGGGCGAACUGGAGGCAGGAGAGCUGGUGAUAGACGACUCGUACAAGCAUCUGUCAAAGAAAAAGAAGAAGAGCAAGAAAAGCAAGAAGAAAAAGGAGAAAGAGAAGGACAGAGAGAAAGACAAAGGCGGGAGAGAGAAGAAGCACAGCAAAGGAUCAGGAGGGGACCCAUCGAGAGGCCACACCCAUACCCAUGGCUCAGCCAAUCACUCUGCAGCUGGUGGAAUGUAUGCCAUGGGGGCCCCCAUCCCUACUCCCAUCCUUACUCACCAUCAUCAAAGUAAUGAAGUUGCAAUGAUGGAGAAGAAGAAAAAGAAGGAGGAGAGGGAAAGGGAAAAGCACGAGAAGGAGAAAGAUAAGCCCAAGAAGAAGAACACAACAGCGUACCAGGUGUUCUGUAAAGAGUACAGGGUCAACAUCAAUGCAGAGCAGCCGGGACUAGUGUUUGGGGAGCUGAGCAAAAGGUUGGCAGAGGUGUGGAAACAGCUCCCAGAAAAGAUAAACUGGUAAGUGUGGAAGCAGAAAGCUCAGUACCUGCAGCACAAGCAGAACAAAGCUGAGGCCACCACAGUCAAACGCAAGAGCUCCACAGAUGGUGUCAAAAGCAAAGGCUCUAUGAAGGGCAUGGGGCUGGGAGCAGGGCUGGUGUCCCCCAACCGGGCGUCUGUGGGUGUGUCCCUGUCACCAGCACGGGUCCCUGAUGUCGACCCCAUUGAUGCGGCCGCUCACCUGCAACUACUGGGAGAGUCCCUGUCCCUCAUCGGCCACCGAUUACAGGAGACAGAGGGGAUGGUGGCAGUGUCAGGCAGUCUCUCUGUACUGCUGGACUCCAUCUUGUGUGCCCUUGGACCCCUGACCUGCCUCACAGCACAGAUCCCCCAGCUCAACGGAUGUCCCCGCCAAGUCUUGUCCAACACCUUGGACAACAUUGCCUACAUCAUGCCAGGGCUGUGAAGCCAACAGAAACAUUCCUUUCCCGUCUACUGAGUGUCCUCGCCAUGAAGUAAAACAUUUGGAGUGAGAGUGCCCAUUAUAGAAGCGUGGCUUGGGAUGCAGACAAUUAUUUAUGCAGCAAGGCAUUGGAAAACGUGGAUAUUAUUACUUUCAACAUGUUUUUAAAAUGUAUUUUAAAAUGUGUUAAUUUCCUUAUUAUUAUUUUUUUUCCUGAAACCUAUUUUAAUGAACACUCUUUG
Oncorhynchus tshawytscha (Chinook salmon) is the source of this 2297-nucleotide messenger RNA. Its product is annotated as HMG box-containing protein 4. The record is from RefSeq and is a predicted model, not a curated record. Lineage: Eukaryota; Metazoa; Chordata; Actinopteri; Salmoniformes; Salmonidae.